Molecule: messenger RNA, 2734 nt
Organism: Aspergillus wentii DTO 134E9
Lineage: Eukaryota; Fungi; Ascomycota; Eurotiomycetes; Eurotiales; Aspergillaceae
Exons: 2
Coding region: 26-2734 (902 amino acids)
Biological process (GO): protein localization to vacuolar membrane; vacuole inheritance; positive regulation of phosphatidylinositol biosynthetic process
Cellular component (GO): fungal-type vacuole membrane; PAS complex
Source: RefSeq, a predicted model, not a curated record
AGAAAAUCCUGACUCGAUACAGGCCAUGGCAGCGGAGUCCGAGAGGUCGCCUUACUCCAAUGGUGCCUCUGGUCAAUCCAGAGUGGCCCAAGAUGAUUCUGCAUCUCGGCGAUCCGCUAGUGAGAGUGACAUGAUGGAACUGCCACGCUCGACUGCCCUUAUUAAAUCCCAGGCUCCCAUAAUGUCCCAGUUGCCCAAAUUUCCGCCAUCUGCUUCUGGGAUCUCUGCCCCAGCCUCAACGACCUCCUCGACCAUCUCCUCCCGUGAAACAUCGCCUGUUCGUACCUCACUCCGUGCCACAAAUUCGAAUUCGACCCAUCGUGUCCCCUCCCGUUCUCGCAAAAGCAGUCACGAUUGCAGCCCACCUCGGUCUGUCCCUGCUCAGAAUCCUGGGUCAGGCACCGUUCCCUCUUCAACUGCCGUGCAAAGAGCGCUAUCUCAGCCUUGCAAGCCGCUUAUACUGAGCCCUCCGCCCGUUGAGGCGUCCCCCAAUGCCCCAAGUCCCGAGAAAUCCAAUAUGUUAUGGGCCGCGACACGGAGGCCGGAUCAGGACACCGCCCUCCCGAAUAUCUCGAGUAAACGAUCGUUGGUACCACCAACUGAGGAUCAUACAUCAAAGGGGGACCGGAGCACACCGCGUGCGGUGAACAGAGGCAUCAAUGGGUCCGGGUCCGCCCUCGAAACGGUUGAAGAAAUGACCAGCGAUCCAUCCACACCCUCUACCGAUACCGUUUUGAAUAAGCCUACAGUGGACGAGUCACGCUUGCAAAAGAUUGAUGAGGAUACGACGCCCCGGGCUUCGAAGAACAAUACCGAAAGUGGCAGCGAUAGUGGUGGGAACAAGAGUUCAGGCCCGGUGGAAAAGUCCCGCCGGCGUGCCUCGUCUCAGGGACACAAGAGGCCACAUUCUGUAGUACCGAAACGGUCUUCUACGUCUUUGAGUGGCGGCGGUGCCCGUGGGAAGCCUGCCGAUGGGUCUGUCCGAAACAUGAUUGUCGAGACCGAGACUGUGAGUUCAAUCCCUCAGGUCUCGUUGGGUGUGGCAACCGGUGAUCGAGGCAACACCGGUCGUGUCGAUGGUGGCACUCUUCGAAUGAAACCCAGCACCGAAACCAUUCGCCCGAAAAAGGAUAAGAAACGACCUCGCAAACCCGCUGCCCUGUCGAGUGGCACUGCUUCCUCCAAGGCGGACAUCUUCGAAGCCAAAGUUGCGAGUGCGGUCGACGAGGCCGAUGUGUCAGAUUCCGAUGAAACGUUUGUGUACGAAUCGAACCCGCCAGAUCCAUACCCUGUCCGGCAGCAACGGUAUCAUUCUCGAACACCCAGUGCCACGUCCAUGGCAAGCCAGGUUGAUCAGCUCGCUGGUCGGGUGCGUAAUCACAGUGUUACGGGUAAACGAAGCAUGAAAUUUACGAACAAUACCUACAAUAGCAGCGUGGAUGGCGACGCUGGAGAUGAAGCUGGCCGUGGUCCUUCGAGAGCCGACGGCACCGGUACACAGACCCCUCGCCAUCAUCAAUUUAAGCGAUACGGGCGCAACAACAUGUAUCCAUCACUGUUUGAUAACGAAUCACCAUUCCCGCAGCCCCAGCCGCACCUUAAAUCUCCUCGACAUUUCGUUGGGAACGGAUUCAGACAGCCCAGGCACAACGGCUCGUCUCGCACUCUCCCAAACUAUCGUACCAUCAGCAACUCUAAGAAGGCAGGCGAUGUGUACGGUUAUGAUUUCGAUGCAGAAGGCGCCGAUGAUGAACGAACACCCUUGGUUGUUGGUACGCCCCGCGUGACACGAAGCCGCCAUGGCGGCCGACGGCCCAACAGUGCGAGUUUACGGCAAAUGGAAUACAUGCAACAGCGCCAACGCAGCUAUUUUUCAAAAUACGGCGCUUGUCUCAUAAUUUGUCUCAUGCUUUUCCUCAUUAUUGGGGGCAUCACCUCAUUUGUCAUCGCCAUUACCAAACCGCUCAUCGACGUCCAGGUCCUCGACAUCCAAAAUGUGCUCGCCUCGGAACAGGAAAUCAUGCUCGAUUUGAAAGUUCAGGCAGUGAAUCCGAACCUUUUUCCUGUGGCAGUUGAUGAUAUGGACGUCAAUAUCUUUGCCAAGAGUCGUUUUGUGGGCACAGAAAGUUUGUGGCGUGACGGUGCCUACGAUUCGGAACAAUUUCCACGCGUGGAGCAUAGCAGGAAACGUGCCGAGAUGGCACAGGCUGUACGCUGCGUAGGGAGUACGGGAUGUCUUGCGGAUACGAAAUCAUCGGACCAGUCUUUGAAAAUCCGCAACGGAGGUGUUGACAAGGGCACUGAUCCCAUUCCGAACGACCCUACCGGCGAUCCACAAACAAUGCUGCUUGGCCGAGUGUUUCGUUUUGACUCGCCUCUUGCCUUUGAGCCUUCCCCGUGGAACCAUCUGACAUCCAACUCCAAGGGACAAAUACGUCUUUCUCGACCCGGAAACAAAACGGAAGAAGGUGGCACUGAACGGUGGGAGCGGGUUUUACAACAUCCUUUUGACUUGAUUGUCCGCGGAGUGAUCAAGUAUCAACUACCUUUGAGCUCCCGGUAUUAUUCUGCAUCUGUCAGCUCCAAAACCCAAGUCAUCCCAAAUGAUGAUGGCAAUAACGAUGAUGAUGGUAAUGAUCCAGAUGGUAAUCAUGAUCCAGACGGAACUCCUGGGAAGAAUGAUACCGCCAUAUCAAUGACAAUAGACCAAACCAGAGGCAUCUGGAAUGACUAG